UAUAUGACCAAUCCAACCAAUUAACUCAAUGAUUAAACAUCUUUAUCGAUUUGAUAGCCGGUAUUGAUAUCAUUGCAACAAAUAGUUUGACUCAUAACUGAAAGCAACGUCGAAACCGUAGUCAAGUCUUGACGGGCUGGUGUUUUUUACCAACUCUUGACGGUUGCUGUCUCUCUGUCUCUCUCUCUCUCUCAUUCGGCGAACGCUCUGUUUGUGUUUUUCUCAUACACUUGGAGGUCAACCCGAGCGAGAAUGUAUUCCUCAAGCACUUCCUCGAUUCUGCAGUACCCAUACCCAUCAACGGUUAACGUAUCAAACUUCGUCUCCAUUAAGCUCACUGAAUCCAACUACCUUCUGUGGAAAGCCCAGAUCUUUUGUCUCAUCGAGAGUCAAGAUUUUCUUGGAUUUAUCGAUGACACCAACACAGCACCAGCUGAGACGGUCAGUGUUCCAGAUGAAAGUUCAAGCGAUGGGAGGAGGCAGGUUGUGAAUCGGGAUUAUCUGAUUUGGAGAAGAUCUGACCGGCUUUUGAAAGGAUGGAUUUUGGGUUCCCUCAGUGAAAAUGUACUGAGUUCUGUGGUGGGCUUGAAUACUGCCAGAGAUGUUUGGUCGAAGCUUGAAUCCUCUUUUUCCGACGACUCCAAGAUCCUACAAGUUCAGCCGGAGAGUUCUACGACCACCAAAGACGAAUCUAAAGCAGGACAGAAAGAUCGAAGCUGGUACGUACCCCUUUACGUAGCUGCACUUAGAGGUGACUGGGAGAGCGCCAAAAGAUUCAUGAAGCAAGAUGAAGCUGCAGCCACAGCUAGGAUCACUGCACUCUCGUCGACAGUCCUACACGUUGUGGUUGGAACUGGGAAAACAGUUCACUUUGUGGAGAAGUUGGUAAAGUUGAUGCCAACUGAUGCACUGGCUCUGCGUGAUGAUUAUGGCAACACAGCCCUUAACGUUGCUGCUGUUGUGGGAAACACAGAGGCUGCUGUGAUCCUGGUGAAGAAAAACCCAGCUUUGCUUCAUAUUAGGAACAACACAGGAUUCUUACCAGUCCACAGGGCAGGUCUCAAUGCUCAUAGGGACACCCUUUUAUAUUUGUUAACCAUCCACAAAGAUGACAUAGAACCUGGACCUUUGGCAGACCAGUCUGGUGUUCAACUUCUUGUUAGUGUAAUUGAUUCCGGAUUCUUCGGUGAGUGAUAUUCUAGCUACUAUUUAAGUCCAUGCUCACUUGUUGAAUAAAACAGAAAAAUGUAAACAAACUAUUCAUACACAGAAAUCAGCUAUUUUUUUUAUGAUUCCAUUAAAUUUUGCAGAUGUGGCAUUAGAUUUGGUUCAGCACUACCCUAGCAUGGGUACAAUGAAACUAAAAAAUGGUGACUCUGGAUUGAAAGCAAUAGCUAGAAAGGCAUCUGCAUUCCCAAGUGGAAGUUGUCUAAGCUUUUGGGAGCGCUUGAUUUAUUCUUUUGUUCAUGUGAAGGUGGAGAACAGAUCUCAAGACCCCCAUGGAGGUGACAUCGAGAAUCCAGCUGACAGCAGCCAAGUGUUUGAACAGAUAUGUGGCUUGAUUUGUCUAUUUGAAGGAAAUCAGUUCAUUUAUGUACCAAAACUCAAGCCCCUCCGAGAACAAAAAUUGAUGCAUCACCAAGCACUUGAUCUUGUCAAAAGCUUGUGUGAGAUUAUUAAAUCCCUAAAUGACGCAACAGCUUGCACAUCUCUUUAUGAGGAACCAAUUCUUGUGGCCGCAAAAUUAGGUAUUCAUGAGGUUGUAGAAACGAUUGUGGACACAUUUCCAGAUGCACUUUAUUCCAGGGAUGAAGAUAAUCACUACACGUUUGAAGUGGCAGUCAUAAACCGCUGUGAAAAUGUUUUCAACCUCAUUUAUCAGAUGACUGAGUAUAAGCAAUAUGCAACACUGCUUACAGAUGAUUCUGGGAACAAUAUCUUGCAUUUAGCUGGAAGAUUGGCACCUAUACACAAACUCAAUCUUGUUUCUGGUGCGGCUCUGCAGAUGCAACGUGAAUUACAAUGGUUUAAGGAAGUGGAAAAAUUUGUGAACCCAACCUAUAAAGAGAAGCAAAACUCUUCCAAACAAACCCCUGCAGUGGUAUUUACUGAGGCUCACAGGAAUCUGGUAUAUGAGGGACAGAAGUGGAUGAAAGACACAGCAGGUUCAUGCAUGAUCGCUGCGGCACUUAUUGCCACCGUCGUAUUUGCAGCAGCCAUAACUGUUCCAGGGGGCAACAAUAAUGAGAGUGGCCUCCCGAUUUUUUCCAAAGACCACGCUUUUAUAAUCUUUGCAAUUUCAGAUGCAAUCUCCUUAUUUACAUCCACAACAUCUGUGCUAAUGUUGCUGUCCAUCCUCACUUCACGUUAUGCAGAGGAAGAUUUUUACCAUGUUCUGCCCAGAAGAUUAAUAGUUGGUCUUGUUACCCUGUUCCUAUCCAUUACUACCAUGGUGAUAGCUUUCAGUGCUGUGCUCUAUCUCGUGUUUGGUCAGAAGAAGGCAUGGAUCCUUAUUCCAAUGGCUGCAUUAGCCUGUCUACCAGUUACUUCAUUUGUGUCUUUACAAUUCCCCCUCCUAGUGGAUGUAAUCUCCUCGACAUAUGGACCUGGGAUUUUUGGUAAGCAGAGUGAGCGCCCCUUCUAUUAAGCCAGCAUUUCAGAAGUGUUUGAGCUUAAAAAAUCAGGUUGUUGGGACGGUUUGCAUACAGAAACCCACCAUCGCUUGCUUACCUAUAGCUUAUCUUACAUGUAUAGAUGUUGUGUGUGCUCUGGGCACAGCAAGAAUGAAAAGAGCCUCUAUGAGCAUGAUUCCCUGAAAGAAAAACCGACUUCCAAUGGGCAAAUGUAUAGUUGAGUGAGCCUGAUGCCCUGAAAGAAUAACCGACAUCCAGUGAGCAACAUCUAAGCUGCCAGGGCACAGAGGGGGUCCUCUAGCCGUCCCUAAGUGCAAAAUUCUCAAAAUUCAAGUAUUCAGACAAUCGUGUGCCUCUUUUGUAGGGAUUCAACUCUGUUCCUCUUGGACUGCUUGUAUUACAUGUAAUUUCUAUUCUAUUUCGAUAUAGGAACUUAAACACUUGAAUAGGACCUUUUGUUUUCUGCUUUCUUUUGGACGGCCCCCCACCUCCCCGCCCCCCCGG
Ilex paraguariensis (yerba mate) is the source of this 3137-nucleotide messenger RNA. The record is from the annotation of a GenBank genome assembly. NCBI's taxonomy places the organism in Eukaryota, Viridiplantae, Streptophyta, Magnoliopsida, Aquifoliales, Aquifoliaceae.